AUGGUUGGUAAGGUGCUCGAGCAGCUCGAUAUGGAAAAGAAGAGAGCGCAAGAACUUAGCAAGAUGAGGAAGGCUAACCAGGCAGAGUGCUGGUGGCAGAAUCCAAUGAGUGAAAUGAACAAAGAACAACUGGGACAAUUGAAGCUCGCCUUGGAGGAGCUUCAGAAAAAUGUGGCAAAACAAUCUCAAACUAUUCUUUUUCAAAACUUGAACAAUGGCACCCAGUCUUUUGGUCCUGCUCAAGUCAUGCUUCCUACUGCAGGGCUCAAUGGUAAUGUGUUCGAUUUCGAUCCCAAUGUGGUGCCUCCUCCUGCUGCAAUGCCUCCGGCAUAUAAUUUCGGAUUUGGAAGUAAUGGGUUUUAUUAG
Molecule: messenger RNA, 366 nt
Organism: Tripterygium wilfordii
Lineage: Eukaryota; Viridiplantae; Streptophyta; Magnoliopsida; Celastrales; Celastraceae
Product: agamous-like MADS-box protein AGL61
Exons: 2
Coding region: 1-366 (121 amino acids)
Source: RefSeq, a predicted model, not a curated record